Molecule: messenger RNA, 3403 nt
Organism: Gossypium raimondii (Peruvian cotton)
Lineage: Eukaryota; Viridiplantae; Streptophyta; Magnoliopsida; Malvales; Malvaceae
Exons: 3
Coding region: 107-625 (172 amino acids)
Source: RefSeq, a predicted model, not a curated record
UCAUGCUCACCAACCAGCUUUUUAUGUGCCAUCAUCCUAUUGGUCGCAACGGGCGGUGCUUUGAAAAAAAAAAUGGAGAUAACUCCGACCUAAAAAUCAAACCAAAAUGUCAAAAGAAAAGCAACAAAAAAUAGGGAUUGAACUAUCUUCCUCUCCAUUUCGUUGGCUCUACCAUUACAUCAGUAAACACCAGAGGCGAAUCGUUAUUCUCUCUGUUGAUCUCGGGUAUGCUUUAGUUGACAACCCACUCCCUCUGUAUCAGCCUGAGUUCAUUGGAGUCCAAUCUUCCACUUUCUUUAGGGCUUCUUCUAUCCAGUAUUUGGGGAUGUCAUACCGCCUACCCUCCGUCGCCAAAGCAUGUGCAACUUCAUUAGCUUUAAGAGAUACAUAUCAAAAUUCUAUCUUAUCAAAUAUGCAAAACCUUUCUUUUAUUUCCUUUACUAGAUUACUAAUAUUCGAUUUAUCCUCCUCUACAACCUUUACUCUCUUGAUGACAGUUAAGGCGUCCCUUUCCACAAAAACCUUUUUAAAACCCAAUUCCUCUGUGAAGGUUACCACUUGCAGACAUGAUUGUGCUUCUACCAUGGUUGAGUUUAACACAUGCUCAUUCGGAAUCGAGGGUUAAACCGUUAAUUCUCCAGAGAAUUUAUGAGAUGCAAAGAAAAAUAUUCGAAAGUGUGUGCUGAACAAUUCUGGGAUUUUAUAGGCCAUCUUACACGAGGUUCAUAGCAUCAUCUAUUUGAUCUAAACCAGAUAGAGACAAAAUGUAUAAUGGCUUGAGAUAGAGUUACUGGUGCUCAGGAACAAAACGUGAAAUUUUAGAGUUUUAUCGAGAUGUCUGAUAUGUAACUAGGUCAAAGCUAAAUAUCAAGUUGUUUUUUGAAUUAUUACAGUGUGUAAUAAUUUCUAAAUGGGAACGAGAGUGAGUCAUGGUAGAUUUUGAAUUUGUAAUUACCUUUGACGAUGAGAAAGGAAGACUUGAAAUAAAUUGUUAUUAUCAGGUUGAUGAAAUUAGCUCAUUUUAUUCUAGUCAGAACAUGUUACUCACUUUAAAAGCUAGUUGAGUUGUAUGUAUAUGAGUUUUACUUCUAGAUUCCAGAGUAAAUUUCACGAAGCUAUGACGCAAGUAGACGGUCAGUCGGAACGAGAAAUUUAGAUUCUUGAAGACAUAAUACAGUUUUAUAUCAUCAAGUUCAAGGGCAAUUGGGAAAAUGUUUACCGUUUGUUGGAUUCGUUUAUAAUAACAACUAUCAGUCUUGUAUUAAAAUGAUACCGUUUAAAGCUUUUCACGGACAGAAAUGUAGAACUCCGUUAUACUAGUCAGAAUGGAGCGAAAAAAAGUUUGUUGAGAAAGAUUUAAUUUGGAAAAUCGAAGAGUCCUUCAGAACACAGUAGUCGAAACUAUUUUCAGGUGAGAAAUUUUGAGGACGAAAUUUUCCUAAGGAGGAGAGCUAUAACAAUCUAUUUUUAGUAGUGUCGAAAAUAGUGGUUUCAGGACCACAAAUCUAACGACAAAGUUCGUAAAUAUUAUUAAUUAAUAUUUAUGAGUUAAGUAUAAUAUUAUUGAAAUUUUGAUUUAAUAAAUUUUUUUGAUUGGUCAUAUAGUCAAGUUUAAGUGGUUAAUCCCUUAAGUCAAGUGGUUUUGGAAAUGAGGUAUCGGGACCUCGUUUUUAUAAAUUGAGCCUGUAAAGUUUUUUAUUAAGUACUAGCGGAAUGAUUAUAUAGGUAUAUUGAAAUUUUGAUUUAGAAUUUUAAUGUUUAGAUAGUUAAUUGAGUAAAAAGGACUGAAUCGUAAAAGAUGCAAAAGUUAAUAUCUAUAGGUUUAUUUGCAUUAAAUUGAUUUAACACAAGAAUUAAGGGUUCAGAUUGGUAAAUUUGCCAAGUUAAAAUAUAGUGGACGAUUGUGGCUUGGUUUUUGGUGAAAAUUUUGAUUAUUUCUAAAGGUUAAUUUUGUAAAUUGGUAAAUUAGUAAUUAAAACAAAAGAUGACAAAACCUAUUAUUAUCGUUUUCUUCCUUUUCUUUUUUGUUUUGGAACUGAAAAGCCUUGGUUAAACCUAAGGAACAUUCGUCUAAGCUAUAUUGGUUUGCGUGUAAGUGAUUUUGAUAUUGUUUUUAAUGAUUUUCAUGUUUUUAAAGUCAUUUUAGCUUAAUCUAGGUAGUCUGGGGGUCAAUUUGUAAAACUGUUAAAAGUAUAGGGACUUGAUAUGAAUGAGUUUGAAGUAUUUUUAUUUUAAUUAAUAUAUUAUUGAAUUUGAUAGUUAAAUAAAAGUAUUAGGUUAAGUGAAUUUUAAUAAUUUUAAUGUUUAGGAAUUAAAUUGUUGAAAUAGUAAAAUUCAAUGUAAAUUGUGUGAAAUGAGGAAAAUAUUGGUGUUAUAAGACUUAGGAAAAUCUACUAGCAUGAAUUUUAAUUAAAAGUGGUUAAAUUGCAAGUUUCAGUUUUAGGGACUAAAUUACAAAAAAGGUAAAACAUUGGGGUUAAUUUUGUAAGUUUCCUAUUGAUAAGGGUUAUAAGUUGAAUUAAUUAUAUUAAGUUAUUUGAAUGGUUUAACUGAAUGAAAAUUACUAUUUAGAUCAAGAAACGAACCAAACAAAUCUAAACUAAGGAAAAUCUAAAGUGUCAGAUUAGUUAUCGACUUUGUUUUUGAAACUAUUUUUGUGGAGGUAACUUCGUAUAAGUAUUAAACUUAUUAAUUGAUGUUUUGAUUGUAUGUUAAUUAAUGUUAAGCUAGGUAUAAUAUAAAUUGAUAAUAAUACGAUGUUUUGGAUAUUGGAUGGUUUAAUAGUCCCGUUUGAACUUUGUGAAUACUUAGGAUACAAAUGACAUGUCAUUAGGGAUUAUACAAUUUUGGGUGCUGUUCUUAGAUGUCCUAUCGAUGGUUGAGGUCCUACAUUUGUUGCAGAUUCUUGACAGCUCAUGUGAGCAGUAUCGUGUAGAUAACAUCCUAAACCAUAGCUCUUGUGAGCAUUAUAGAGACGGUUAUAGUUACAUGUAAAAGCACACUUUGUGUGAGCAUUUCUCGAGUGUCCGAUGUUAUGCUAUUUGAUUCAACAGGAAAUUAAGAUUUAAAAUGAAAAGGUACGUAUACUAAAUUAGCCAUGUUAUUGAGAAUAUGGAAUGGAAAAUGUAAUAUGUGUAAUUGGAUUGAAAAGGUAACAAUUGGAUUAUGUGAUAGAUGAUUUAUAUAUCGAAAUCUUUUUCAUGAUAUGUGCCAUGUUUCAUUGGUUGAUAUAUUCUUAAAUGUAUCUACUAACUAUGUGACGUGUUGUGGAUAGGAAAGAAAAAUAUCCAUAUGAUCUAACGAGUAAUGUUUGAAUGGUUUAAUCAUUUUGUGUUCGGUAAGUUUAAGUUUCCUUUAUACGAGCUUACUAAGAACUAGUUACUUAUAUAGUUGUUUUUCGUUA